UUUGAUUUAAUCAUUUUAAAUAAUGUAUACAACAUGAUUAUGUCUAACGUGAUUUGUCACUUUGAACUGAGAAAGCACAGAAAUGGCGCCGCUCACAUCGUUUCCCUCAAAACAACAGCAGUAGAGUAAUUCAUGUUGCCUUGGGAGAUUCAUGGUCCUGAUGCUGUAAGAGUUUCCUUCCUUAACCCCUAAUGUUAUUUGGAGAUUUAAAAUGGAGCAGCAAAUGUCUGGAUAUGAUGCCGCUAACCAUGUGGAAAAUGACAAUCUUACAACACACGAUACAUCUGAAGAUAAUCCUGUGCUACCAAGCAGGAAAAAAGUAGCCAAAAGAUUGAAAACAUCCAAAAAAAGAAAAAAGUCUCCCUCUGUUAUCCAAGAAAAGUCUACAUCUGAAGUGGGUCAUGUUGCAGAGGGCACCGAACACAUGUAUCGUACCCACAUCUGCUCAGAAUGCAGACGAUGCUUCAAGUCUCGCUCCCAUCUGAUGGAACACAUGCGCCUUCAUUUCCCUGAUCCCAGUCUGCAGUGCCCCACCUGCAAACAUUACUUUACCAGCAAGAGUAAACUACGCGUCCACAUGCUAAGAGAGACCGGACAGAAACUUCACCGGUGCCACCUGUGCGAAUACAAAGCUGUGGAACGUAAUUCUCUCCGACGGCACCUUGCCAGCGUGCACGGGCACCAAGAUGAUGACGCUCACAAAGAAGAGCUGUUUACGUGCCCAACUUGCCAAGAGACGUUCAAUCAGAGUCAGGCUUUAAAGAGUCAUAUGAAGUCCCACAACAACACACAAAAAGGGCAGCCAUUGCUCUGCUUUUAUAAGGGCUGCUCAUUUCAGUGUACAGAAAAGAAGAAGCUUCAAAAGCACACGUUAGAGGCUCACAGAAUCGAGGCUGUGGGGUGCCGCCACCACUCCUGUGGUGCCGUUUUUGGGAGCCAAGACGACAUGGAGAAACACUUUCGCACGCAUCAGGCCUACCACUGCCCGCACUGUGACUUUUCCUGCUCAAAUAAAAAUCGCUUUCUGCAGCACAAGAGACAGGGACAUCUAGGGAAACAAGAGCUGAACUGUAGUUUUUGUACUUUUUCCACUCUCAACCCUGUAGAGUUCAAUCAACACGUUGGCCGCUUUCAUGCCAAUGAGAAAACGCAACACUGCCCGCAGUGCAGCUUUGUGACGGCACACAAACGGGUCCUCAAAAGACACAUGCUGAUGCAUACUGGCGAAAAACCCCACAAAUGUACGCUGUGCGACUUCAGAUGCCGUGAUGAGACGUACCUAUCAAAGCACAUGCUGACACAUUCCAACGAAAAACACCACAUGUGCUCUGAAUGUGGAUAUGUUACCAAAUGGAAACACUAUCUGAGCGUCCACAUGCGUAAGCACGUGGGAGAUCUGAGGUACAAAUGCAAUCAGUGUCCAUAUCGUUGCCACCGCAUUGACCAACUAAACAGCCACAAACUCCGUCACCAGGAAAAGUCCCUGAUCUGUGAGGUGUGCGCGUACUCCUGCAAGAGAAAAACUGAGCUGUGCAGGCAUAUGCAGCUCAAGCACUCCACAAAUGCAGACAUUAAACCUCCUGUUUACCAGUGUAAAUUUUGCCCUUACACGACGAAGCAUCGGCAAGCCCUGCAUAGCCAUGAGAACUGCAGACACACGCGUACGCGCAUGUUCAGCUGCGCGCUUUGUCGAUACACCACUUUUAGCAGCACAGGUCUCUUCCUGCACAAAAAGAAAAGCCACGGAUAUGUACCCGGAGACGUGGGGUGGCUCGAGAGGUAUGCUGAGAAAGAGAAAGAACUAAACUCGACGGAUUUGACGCGGAGCUUUUUCUCCAAAACUACGGCACCUCAGACUGCAGAUUUUGAAUCUGGGGAACAAAACGGUAAUACAGAAGAUCCCAAUGAGACUAUCGAUGACUCGAUAAAUAAUAAUGAGAUUGAUAAUAAGGAGACCAAUAUUGUACCCCCAAGAGAAGAGGCAUGUAAGCUUCCUGAAGAACAAUGUGACACUCCAGUUUUUACUGCACAAACAAGCACAGAUAGCACACAAGUCAUACUUUUGCCUGCUGAGACAGAAGAAAAUACUACUUUUGAUGUAGGCCAUGCCGGAUCUCCAUUACAUGCCCUCCACCAGAACUCCCCAGAGCCAACAGCUGAGGACGAAGAUGACAGUAUUUCAUACCGCGAGGUCCAAAGUGACUCUGAAAAUCUGCCACCGGUCACAGAAACUGAGAAGGACAGGGUGGUCCAUCAGGAGAUCCCAACUUCUGAAUCAUCUGCUUCAGAAACCCGUCUGCAGGCCAUGAGGAGGCAAGACAAAGACCAGGCCGAAGCCCUUGUAUUAGAGGGCAGGGUGCAAAUGCUUGUCGUCCAGACACGAGACAACAUUUACCGGUGUAGCCGCUGCUCUUACGUGACUAGAAAACAAGCAGCGUUAAUCCGACACAACAGAUCAUCCUGCCAGGUGAUGAAAGCAGCACUACGUUGUCAGGACUGUGGCUUGCAGUUUAAACAGCAGCGUUCUCUGAACACUCAUCGACUCAGGAAGUGCCGAUCUUUAAAAAAGACAUUUAACACAAACACUACGAGUACAUCAGGGAGUAAUGUGUCCGAUCAUGUAAUCGAGAGUAAUUCAAAAGAGAGCACUGAUAUUGUUGUUAGUCAGACUAAGCAACCCCAAAUUACUGAGAUCAUUGGAGAUGAUUCAAUUGAAAGCACAUCACAGGACAGUCAGGCAUCUGUCAAAUGUAGAAAUAGCAAGAAUAUCAAUACUGAGACGGAGGGCUCUGUAAAUUAUGAGAUCUGUGGUUACAUUGAAGAUGACGGUCGUUUUACCUGCAAAGUAUGUCGUUUUCAAUCGAUCAGGAAAGUCACAAUUGAUCGGCAUUGCGCAGCAUGCAGGAGAAGAGUACGCAACAAAAGUCAAACUGAAAAUGAAGAGAAUUUUGAACCGGAUGAAGAUCCUAGUGACUCGGAUUAUCGUCAGGAUGAAGAUGAGGAAAAUUACCCUGAAAGAGAUUUGUCAGAGGAAGAAAUACCACGAGAGCCCAAACCUCGAUUCUCAUGUCCCAAUUGUCCUUUUGUGUGCCAUCAGAAGAGAGCGCUAUCAAGUCAUGAGAUAAAGGGUUGUUUAAAACCAGGAGAACUACAAUGUCCACACUGUUCAUUCGUGGCCAAAUCUGAAAGAUCUCUAAACCAUCAUGUUUUAGGUCACAGUAAGGACAAAAACGUCACAUCAGGCGUACUUCAGUGCAAGCUCUGCUCCUUCACCUGCAAACAAGAGCGUUGCCUGACCCAGCACGUUGCCAUGAAACACGAGGGAAUUCGACCUCACCAAUGCCGCUUUUGUUCGUUUAGCACGGUGCGCCGCUACCGCCUAGAGGCCCAUGAGUCCAUGCACACGGGUGUUGGGAGGCAUCGCUGUGAACUGUGUGGCCAGACGUUCGGCACCACAUCCAGACUACGUCUGCACCAUCAGCGUAUCCAUGACAAACACCCAACACAUUUUUGUUCUUUUUGUGACUACAAGGCGUAUAACUUUAAUGACAUCAACAGACACAACCUGAGCUGCCACACUGGUGACCUAAAACACCAGUGCUGCCAAUGCAACGCACGUUUUAGCUCAGAUAUUGCCCUUAAGCAACAUUGCAACCGCGUGCAUCAGUUUGCUAACAGUUUGUCUUGCGCUAACUGCAGCUUUACUUGCAACCGCCAAGCUUCUCUUAAAGCUCACAUGCAGCGCGACCAUUCUCACAUUAAGGAUGGUGCAAUAACAGAGGAUUCUGGCACUCAGGACGGUCCAGAUAAACAAAUCAAGACCUCCGUUACCCAUCAGUGUUCGGUUUGUUCCUUCAGCACUCAUAAAAGACUCCUUUUGGUCCAGCACAUGUUAGAUGAGCACGAAGGUGGGCCACCUGCCGAAAAAACUCUGAAGUGUGACGUUUGUGGUUUCUCCUGCACCCACCAAUUGGUGUUUGAUCAACAUGUGCGUUCCCACGGAGGAACCUGCCUGUUUAAGUGCACCGAAUGCGAGUUUUCCACUAGGAAUAAACAGAAGAUUACUUGGCACAUACGGGUACAUACUGGAGAGAAGCCUUAUCGCUGUGAGAAGUGCAGCUAUGCUUGUGCCGAUCCCUCACGGUUACAGUAUCACAUGAGGAUUCACACGGAGGAACGUAAAUACCUCUGCCCAGAAUGUGGAUACAAAUGCAAAUGGGUCAACCAGCUUAAGUAUCACAUGACGAAGCAUACAGGAGCCAAGCCGUAUUCGUGUGAAGACUGCGAGUACCGAACAAACCGCGCAGACGCUUUGCGUAUCCACCGGGAGACGCGCCACAGAGAUGCACGCUCCUUCAUCUGUGAGAAAUGCGGCAAGGCUUUUAAGACGCGCUUUCUGCUAAAGACUCACCAGAGAAAACACAGUGAGGAACGGCCUUACGUUUGCGCCGUAUGUCAAAGGGCGUUCCGCUGGCCCGCAGGUCUCCGACAUCAUUACCUGUCCCACACCAAUCAGUUGCCAUUUUACUGCCUCCACUGCCCCUACAGGGCCAAGCAGAAAUUUCAGGUAGUGAAGCAUCUUCAGAGACAUCACCCUGACCUGCCUGUGCAAGACGGUGUGGGUAAAGACCAAGAGGCCUCUAGCAUGGUUACACAAAAGACUUGGAUUACAGAAGAUGACUCUCAGAAGGGUGGCCAAUCUGCGUUAGGAGACAUUCAAGCAGGAGACAUAUAGUCAUGCAUUGUCUUCUGUAUACAUAGAUACAACAGUUUGAAUAUAGAGCAUGAUAAAAUAUGACAGUAUUACAUGCCAUUAACAUUCAUGGAAACCACAGUAAAUAAACUUUUAAAA
This is a messenger RNA of Paramisgurnus dabryanus, 4852 nucleotides long. It is a transcript of the gene znf142, whose product is annotated as zinc finger protein 142. NCBI's taxonomy places the organism in Eukaryota, Metazoa, Chordata, Actinopteri, Cypriniformes, Cobitidae. Gene Ontology annotation, cellular component: nucleus. Gene Ontology annotation, biological process: positive regulation of transcription by RNA polymerase II. The record is from RefSeq and is a predicted model, not a curated record.